Elaeis guineensis (African oil palm) is the source of this 969-nucleotide messenger RNA. Lineage: Eukaryota; Viridiplantae; Streptophyta; Magnoliopsida; Arecales; Arecaceae. The record is from RefSeq and is a predicted model, not a curated record.
GUCAAAUGUACACUUACAUAUAUGAAUUAAUAUGAUUGACUGAGAACUCAUUAAAUACUGGAUUCUGAGUAGAGAUUUAGGUGGGCAUGCAUCACAUUUUCCUACAUGUAUAAGAGUUGAACUCUUCCAGGCAACCACUCCAAGCAAUCAGGAGAGCUUAGGAGGGAAGAAGAGCAGAGGAUGGCCGGUUCCAAGGGUGGCGAGGGGGAUAAAUAUCGUUCACAUAUCUAUGGGGAAGCUGAGAAGAACACAGUAUGGAGGUUUGGUGCUCCCCCUAACUAUGAUGUAGUCAACAAGCUCUUUGAAGAAGGUAGAACUAAGGAAUGGCCAUCAGGAUCACUGGAAGAGAGAGUGCAGCACAUGGUGAAGACCUGGGAGAUGGAAAUGUUCCACAAGACACGGCCUCAAGAUUUCAAAACCGUGAAUCCAGAAGUCUACACGUUCAGCCUCAACGGGAGGAAACCAAUAACACUAGAAGAAAAACGACAACUAGGAGGGGGCUACAAUUUCUUACUACAGACCUCAUUGCCAGAAGAGUUUAGGUGCUACAAUCCGGCAGAGGAGACAGCAGAAUCAUCACACGAGGCCUUCACGGCGACGUUUCCUCGUGGCUUUGCUAUGGAAAUCAUCCACGUCUACAGUGGACCCCCAACAAUAGUUUACAAGUUCAGGCACUGGGGUUUCAUGGAGGGCCCUUUUAAAGGGCAUGCCCCAACAGGGCAGAUGGUGGAAUUACUUGGGAUGGCAUUUUUUCAGGUUGAUGAGACAAUGAAAAUUGAGAAAGUCGAGUUCUUCUAUGACCGUGGUGAACUGCUAGGUGGCCUACUAAAGGGAACACAAACAGAGAAGUCAGGGACAUCUCCAUCAAGCUGCCCAUUCAUGAAGAAUACAUAGAGCAAUCUGUAUACCUAAAGGAUACAUCAGAUAUUUCUGUGACUUAAUAGUUCUAUUUUUGAAGCUUUACAUUCA